AUGGUAGUCCUGGCGCUCCCGCUCCCAAGAACCCGAACUCUGGAUUUGGACCGUUGGGCAGAUGUUAUACGGGAGCGCCUCAACAUCCCUUCCGUACAGGACGGCGCAGGAAGCACAGCAAUCCCCAGUGAUGAUGAUGAUAAUAAUCUCCAACGAUCCUCCGUUCCAUUACUAUUUACCCUCCCCGCCGAAAUCUUCAGUUUGAUCCUGAACCGGCUGACCUUCCGUGAUAUUGUCGCUUUGUCGCUGACCAGUCGUGCGCUGCGGGAUAUCUACUCGCCUCCCGAGGAUCUCAAACGUCGACGGUGCGCGCAGAAGAUCCAUUCGGUGUUUUUGCUGCCGCAUGUGAGCCCCUUCGAGCAUAGCCAUAACCAUAACCACUAUCACUAUCACCAACCAUAUAAUAAGAACAGCAGUAACGUUAACAGUUAUAACAACCACGGCGUUUCAAUUCAUGCCUCCAAUUCAAACUUCAAUCCCAAUCCCAACAGCGGCGCCUGCUAUAAAUGUCCUUACUGCGCUCAUCCGCUGUGCCCGCCAACAUGUAGCACUGCCUUACUCCUAGACAGCAACACAGGAAUCUUCUUCCCCGCCUCCUUAUGGCCCGAUUGCGCCCGUGCCAGGUUCCUCUACACCCACAAACCCCACCCGUCUAAAGAACAUGUCGACUGUCGGCAACCGCCCUCCACAGGUGGCGAAUACUCCACAAUAUGGUGUUCACAUCAUCGAUGUCCUAGAGAUCUGUUUAGCAUUAAACACAUCCACAAACGUUCCGGACCAGAGAGUUUUCUCGCAGAGUACCGUACGAGACGUGGAUGGAAAUUAGCAAGAAAAUCCAGAGGACAGGCGCCGAAACUUGCGAGGUGGUUUGUAGGGUAUAAAACAAAAUCGCAGGAAGAGGCCCUUUCGAUCUCGAAAGAACAUCCGGAUAAAGCCGGCCGAGUAGGGUGUUUUGAAAAGGUGUUUUACGAAACUUUUUGUCGACAUUGUUUACGCCCCAUUGAACAUGUCGGAGUUAAGCUAUACCCUCGACCACUGGGGAGUGCCUCUUGUUCUUCUUGUAGUAAUGCCCCGUGGGGUAGAUGGAAUAGAGGGUGUUUGGACUGUGGAAUUGUGAGUGUGAAAAUUAGGAUGAUUGAUGUUUUUGAUGAGAAAUGGUCUGGAUCGAAGAUAUUCUCAAAAUCGAAAAAGAGAGAUGGAAGUCUAUCCAAUGAUUUAUCUUGGCAAGAACAUGACGGCUAUUGGUUAUUCCUUGCCACAGAGUGCAGGAUAGUCAGUACCAUCGGGGCGGUGGAAAGAAGAAGGUUGGUCCCCGUUAAUUCUGAGAAGGCGGAGGAUGCAUUAAAUAUUGUACGAGGUAGGUCGAUACACAAUAUCGAGAAGUCCAAGGUAGGGAUUGAACAUCUGCCUUAUAAGAUUUUAUCACAGAUUUUGGGAUACCUCCAAGAAGAUUGGGAGGAUCCGUCGUGGUAUAGUGCUUUGACAGCGAGUUAUUGUUUUUUGAAGGCGUCACAGAGGAUGCAUCCCUUUGUAGGGAGGCCAUAUACCGCUGAAGAGGUUUGGAGGGAUUCUUACAGGUUACAUAGUAUUUGGUGA
Orbilia oligospora ATCC 24927 is the source of this 1596-nucleotide messenger RNA. RefSeq lists its product as uncharacterized. Gene Ontology annotation, molecular function: protein binding. Lineage: Eukaryota; Fungi; Ascomycota; Orbiliomycetes; Orbiliales; Orbiliaceae. The record is from RefSeq and is a predicted model, not a curated record. The coding region runs from base 1 to 1596 and encodes 531 amino acids. The transcript has a single exon.